Molecule: messenger RNA, 1609 nt
Organism: Bufo gargarizans (Asiatic toad)
Lineage: Eukaryota; Metazoa; Chordata; Amphibia; Anura; Bufonidae
Gene: POLR1F
Product: RNA polymerase I subunit F
Exons: 4
Coding region: 35-1417 (460 amino acids)
Biological process (GO): DNA-templated transcription; DNA-templated transcription initiation
Cellular component (GO): RNA polymerase I complex
Source: RefSeq, a predicted model, not a curated record
GCCGCUUCUCCGGGCGACAUGUGGACAGAUCAGCAUGGCUGAAGCUGAAAGCCUCGGGGAUUCCGCUCCCGUUGACGCAGCCUCAGCGAAGCCCCAGACCCUGUCGUGUCUUACGGUACCGUCCUUCUCUGAAGCGUGCGGCUUUAUAGACAGCAGGUUUUCCUGCCUCGUGCUGAAGACGCACCGCAGACACUUGUCGCUGUCCCCCAAGUAUCUGAGCAAGAAGCGGAGCGGCCUAAAGGAGCACCUCAGCGCCGAGCUCCUCAAGUACAACGCCGUAUUGGAAGGCGUCCCUGUGGCGUAUGAUAACAUCAAGCUGGUUGGUGAAUUGGGAGACAUAUACGAUGACGUUGGAUACAUUCACAUUAACAUUGAAGCCGACUUCGUCAUAUUCCAGCCAAAAUGCGGGCAGAGGCUUGUGGGUGUCGUCAAUAAGAAGGCGCCCAGUCAUAUCGGUUGCCUGGUCCAUGGUUGUUUCAAUGCUUCCAUACCAAGACCCAUAAAAAUGCCUGUAGAUGCUUGGCAGCACAUGGAAGUGAACUUAGGUGAUCAACUGGAAUUUGAAGUCUUCCGUCUGGACUCUGAUGCAGUGGGUGUAUUUUGCAUUCGUGGCAAACUGGAUAGGCAAUUGGAAGCUGAAGCUAUUGAAAAACUGAAUGUGAUGUCCGAGGAGCAGAAUUCAAAUGUGCCCAGUGGUGAAGUGCAGGACAUAGAAAUUGCAGUUGAUGAGACAAGCAUAUUGUCAGAGAAUACCACAAAGAAGAAAGGCAAGAAACGUUUAUUCGAAGAAACCGUUUCACAAAAUGCAUGUCUAGAGAACCAACAGGAUCCAAACUUGAGCUUGGAAGAAGCGCCUAAGAAAAAGAGAAAAAAGCACAAACAUCAGGAAGCCCUUUCUCUAGAUCAGUCUUUAGAGGUUGAUGGAUCUGGAGUUAAUUCUGCCUUGGAAGACCCCGUUAUGGACAUUUUAACCCAAUCCGAAUACAAAAUCAUGGAUAAAAAAAGUAAAAAGAAGAAACAUUGGGAAUCAUUAACAAACAGUGACAAUGGUGUAGCAGUAGAUGAUGGUGUAGUGGAACUUGACAGCAUGUCAGUGGUUCCCUCAAGUCAAGAGCAUAAAACCAAAAAGUCCAAGAAAAAGAAGUACAAGAUGAACUCUGACCUUGAGAGUAGCUUGCUGAAUGGUAUGACAGAAGAUUCAUUAGUCGGUGGAGAUGGCACAUUAGAAGAAUUAGAAACAGAACUUGGAGCCACAAAAAAGAAACAUAAGAAAAAAAACAAGAACACUUCUCUGGACCUAGACCAGGAUCUUGCUUCAUCUGAAACUCCACCAGACAAUGUCCUAAUCCAGCAGGAAACCCGCAAGAUUAAGAAACCCAAAAAGAGGCGGCAGGAUCCUGCAGAGCCGGACAGCUAAAACAGGGGUUCCUAGACCAAAGGUUAAUUUGGACCGGCAGCAGACAGCCGAUACAUUUCUGAACAUAUAGUGAAGAGGGGGACUGUAAAUCUUAAUUAUUUUCCUAUUGAAAAUAUAUUUUAAUAUUUGUGGUGCAUCAGUUUUAAAAGUGGUCAGCAUCUUUGUAUGAUGUAUUAAAUAAUUUGAACUUGA